Messenger RNA from Andrographis paniculata, 423 nucleotides. RefSeq lists its product as uncharacterized. The record is from RefSeq and is a predicted model, not a curated record. Lineage: Eukaryota; Viridiplantae; Streptophyta; Magnoliopsida; Lamiales; Acanthaceae. The transcript is spliced from 3 exons. Bases 1 to 423 code for a protein of 140 amino acids.
AUGUUGAUCCCUUUUUUAUCAAACCAUGAUUCUUUACUGCACAGCCUUCCCACAUUGCAGCGUUUAUUUUCUUCAGUUUUAUUACCAACAUGUUUACUCGGCCAUUCUCACUGUUCCACAAGCCAAGUGCCUGCUUCACACAAGGAAUUGAAUUGGCCCAUUGCUAGACUGAAUUCCAAUGGUCAGGCCAUGUUUGAUCCGUCUUGCCUUGCCUGUGUACGUAUGAAUGACACAGAAUAUGUGGAAAUGAAACCCUCAUCCCAUCAGAAAAUUAGUUAUAAGGAUGGAACCUUGAGAGAUCCCGGACCUCAGAUCCUGCUGACGGUAGUGGUGUUUUGUGUUGUCGUAUGGAACUGGAGAUCCUGGAGUUUGGUAAAAGGAAGUCGUGUAGUUUCAGAAGCCCAAGAAAGCAAAGUGCAGUAG